UUGCUGAGGGUCCCCAAUUCCAAUUGUCGAGGAGCACCUGAGCGAGCGCGCCAUUGGGAGGUGUGUUGUAGCUUGCCAAUCUCUCCGACGAAACGAACAAUGCUGGCCUCCAGGACGGCAUUGAGGCGGGCGUUUGCCGCCUCGCCGGCCACGACGAUACCAGCCUUCCUUGUGCCAGCUCUUCAACAGCAGCAGCAGCAACCUCGCCAGUUCUCCUCGACGCCGACACGAAACUCCAAGCUCGGGCGGACGCCGGUCUCGAUCCCACCGGGCGUGAAGCUGGCUAUUAGCGAGCCGAAGCUGAAGAAGGAUCCGACGAGCUACUUGAAGGUUUACAAGAGGACGGUUACCGUUACGGGGCCUCUGGGAGAAUUGGAUCUCGAGAUCCCGCCUUUUCUGAAGAUUGAUUACGAUGUCGAGGGCAGCACGGCGGUUCUCAGCGUGGAGGACUCGAACAUCAAGGAGCAGAGCGAGAUGUGGGGCACGACAUGGGCCUACCUCCAGCGCUACAUCAUGGGCGUCUCCGAAGGCCACACGGCGAUCCUCCGCCUCGUCGGCAUCGGCUACCGCGCGAGCGUCGAGCAGCGCGGCCGCCUGGAAGAGUUCCCCGGACAGAAGUUCCUGUGUCUGAAGCUCGGCUUCACGCACCCGGUCGAGAUGGGGAUUCCGCGCGGCGUGAAAGUCACGGCGGCGAGCCCGACGCGUAUCCUGCUCGAGAGCAUCGACCGCGAGCUGAUGAUGAGCUUCGCGGGAAGAGUGCGCAAGUGGCGGCCGCCGGAACCGUAUAAGGGCAAGGGCGUGUUUAUCGAUGACCAGACGAUUAAGCUGAAGCAGAAGAAGAUCAAAUAG
Colletotrichum paranaense is the source of this 849-nucleotide messenger RNA. RefSeq names its product ribosomal protein L6. Gene Ontology annotation, cellular component: ribosome; mitochondrial large ribosomal subunit. The transcript is spliced from 3 exons. Gene Ontology annotation, biological process: translation. The annotation marks the transcript as partial. The record is from RefSeq and is a predicted model, not a curated record. Gene Ontology annotation, molecular function: rRNA binding; structural constituent of ribosome. NCBI's taxonomy places the organism in Eukaryota, Fungi, Ascomycota, Sordariomycetes, Glomerellales, Glomerellaceae.